Molecule: messenger RNA, 1560 nt
Organism: Nematolebias whitei (Rio pearlfish)
Lineage: Eukaryota; Metazoa; Chordata; Actinopteri; Cyprinodontiformes; Rivulidae
Gene: hyal4
Product: hyaluronidase-4
Exons: 3
Coding region: 1-1545 (514 amino acids)
Biological process (GO): carbohydrate metabolic process; hyaluronan catabolic process
Molecular function (GO): hyalurononglucosaminidase activity
Source: RefSeq, a predicted model, not a curated record
AUGCUUGUGUUGCCAGCAGGCGGGACAUCCUCCCACCAUGUAGUACCUGUUGCUCUCAUCUGCUAUUGGCUGUUAUUAUUUUUCCAUGUCGCCUUUGGUGAAAAACCUGCAAAGCUUCCACUGAUUAGUCAGAAGCCCUUCAUUGCUGCCUGGAAUGCCCCUCUAGACAUGUGCACCAUCAAGUACAACAUCACAACUAAUCUUGAUCAUCUUUUUCACAUCCAAGGAAGUCCGCGUGCUGACUGGACAGGCCAGAAUGUGACUAUUUUUUAUGCAAACCGGCUGGGCUACUACCCUCACUACACCUCUCAAGGCAUUGCCAUCCAUGGUGGCCUCCCUCAGAACUGCAGCCUGGACCUACACCUGCUCAAGGCCUACCAGGACAUCAUUCACUUCAUACCUGAAGAGGACUUCCGUGGCCUAGCUGUCAUUGACUGGGAGUUCUGGCGACCUCAGUGGGACCGUAACUGGCACAAGAAAGACAUCUACAGACAUAAGUCUAAAGAACUCACUAUGAAGGUGUAUGUUAAUGUGACGGCAGCUCAGGUGGAAGCACUGGCACAGCGGUGCUUUGAAAAAAGUGCCAAAGCAUUUAUGCAGCGAACUAUCCAGUUAGGAACACACCUUCGACCCAGCGCACUUUGGGGUUUUUACCUCUACCCUGACUGUCACAACUACAAUCUCCAUGAGAAGAAUUACACUGGCCUCUGCCCUCUUCUGGAGAGGCUGAGAAACAAUGAGCUGCUGUGGCUAUGGAACAGCAGUACAGCACUGUUUCCUUCUGUGGCCAUUAGGAAAAGUCAUACCAACAGCAUCAGUAACCUGCACUUCACUCAGCACAGGAUCCGGGAGUCGCUACGCAUUGCCUCACUAACCUCCAAGAAAUAUGACCUUCCUACCUACGUGUACCUCAGGCUAGGCUACAGAGAUGAAGCCCUGGCCUUCCUUACCACAAAAGACUUGGUCCAGACUAUUGGGGAGAGUGCUGCUCUAGGAGCUGCAGGCUUUGUUAUCUGGGGGGACCUAAACCUGACUUCCUCCAGGCACAACUGCACUUUGGUGAAAUCCUUCCUAAACCACCGCUUUGGUGAAUACAUCACCAACGUGACCCAGGCUGCUGAAGUCUGCAGUGACUUUCUGUGUCAGGGCAAUGGUCGCUGUGUUCGACGUGAUCCCCACGCCCACCAUUACCUCCACCUGAGUGCUGACAGUUACCAGAUCCAUCCCUCGGGAGAUGGGGGCUUCACUGUGAACGGGUGGCCCUCGCAGCUUGAUCUACAGCUGCUGACUGAAAGAUUUCGCUGCCACUGCUACGAAGGUCAUGAAGGAGACAGCUGCGACAGCCUAAACAAAGUGAAGGAGGAUGAUGAUCCACGAAGAAAGAAGGAGGAAGAUGAACAAAAAAAGAGAAGGGCAGAGUGGGAGGAUGAGCAGGGUGAACAGUGGGAGAGCAGGGACAGUAAAGCCCUGAUGACCAGUUGCAGCCAUCAACUGGUGAUCUUAAUGCUUCUGUUGAACUUACUGCUCAGAAAGCAGGUUGAAUAAAUAACGUGCCGCCUU